Messenger RNA from Culex quinquefasciatus (southern house mosquito), 2673 nucleotides. It is a transcript of the gene DUBAI, whose product is annotated as ubiquitin carboxyl-terminal hydrolase 38. Gene Ontology annotation, molecular function: cysteine-type endopeptidase activity; cysteine-type deubiquitinase activity. Lineage: Eukaryota; Metazoa; Arthropoda; Insecta; Diptera; Culicidae. The transcript has 7 exons. Gene Ontology annotation, cellular component: cytosol; nucleus. Gene Ontology annotation, biological process: protein deubiquitination. The record is from RefSeq and is a predicted model, not a curated record. Bases 250 to 2571 code for a protein of 773 amino acids.
UUAUGGCAUCCUUGAUGUGUCAUCCGCCAACCUCAAUUAAAACUUCUUUAAAUUUUGUGCAAAUUUGGUCCACAUUAGUUCACAAAAGUUAGUGCCAAAAUCAUGUAUAACUUGAAGAAAACGUGUUUCUUCGCAUAGUAGAGCUUUUAUUUAAUAGUAUCAAACGGAGUGGAAAUCGUCUGCAUUAAACUGGAGCAAGUUUUCGAGCAGCAGUCGUAAACAAUAGCAGUUCAAAAGACUUAAUUUAAAAUGGCAGUAAAACAGCACGUCACGGAGCUGGGCCACAGCCAGCCCAAGUACGACAUCGAAUCAAUGUCGAAGAUGAUAGAGCUGAUCGCAAUGCUGCAGGCCAAUCCAGACUCGAUCCCGUCGAACGCAACCUCGCUUAAGGCGAUUUGCGAGGAGAUUGUACUUCACUUGACGCACACGCCCGCCAGCAGGGAGGUACAGGAAAUAAAGCUGAUGAAGUCGGAAAUUGGGAAAAUUUGUCAAUUCUUUCGAGAUCUUGAGCAUCGCACCCCGGAACACUACGGCGACAUCGUAAGCACCUGUUUGAAGAAGCUUUACAAGCACAUCAUUACGGAAGAUGAGGUAUCAAACUACGGAUCGGCAAUUCUGGUUUUGAUCGACAAGGCAAGAAUCAAACCGGGUGUCCAAUGGAUUCUACAGGAAGCUGAAAAUUCGAACGCGAUCAAGAAAAUAUUCAAGACUCUUGCGGGCUGGCUGGAGACCAUCGAUUACGCGCCUGAUUUAACAACGUGGGUCGUUGAGAUUUUAAAUGGACUGCGGGAUCAGCAGAAAAAUGACAUAUUUCUGGAGCUAUCGUUGGAUAUUAUCCACUCGUACUUUAAAAAGUUAUCGAUUCCACUCUUCCAACCAAAACUUGGACCUGUUGUCCUAUGUAUUUUGAAGUCGAUUCGCCACACCCCCGCGGUAUUCCAUUUGAUUGUACCUAAGGCACCGAAGGCACUUCAUGAUCUAAACAAAUCCCCCAAUUCAUACGAUUUAUUGCUAUGCUUCGUGGAUACACUGUCAGCUUUAAUGCUUCAUUUUCCAGUUUACGAUAACCGUUACAAGGAACUGGAAGAAUGUCUGCAGCAGUAUCCUCGGUCGGACAAUUUUCGCCAGGCGUUGGAUGUUCCCCAAUACAAGCAGUACAGUUUCCAGAACAUUGCGGUGGUACCGACAAACGCCAAAGUCGGUUUAGUAAACCUGGGAAACACGUGCUACAUGAACAGCGUUUUGCAGGCAUUGGUCAUGACGAAACAGUUCAGCCGAGAAAUUCUGCUGUCCAGAAUUGACGAGCCGUUGUUUUACCAAAUUCAGAAACUGCUGGCUUUGCUUUUACACUCGGACAGACCGGAGUUGACGCCGCGAGCGUUGCUGGUGGCAGCACGUCCUCCGGAUUUCGUGCCCGGCUAUCAGCAGGAUUCGUCAGAGUUCCUCGGUUAUUUGCUGGAGAAAUUACACGAGCAAGAGAGGAAAAUGUACAUAGAUAAAAAACCAUGGAACACGCACGAAGGUGCUCAAAAACUUAUGGCCGGAAAAGCAAGUGGUACUACCAACAGCAGCAGUGGGGAAGAGUCAAACUGCUAUCCUCCCUCUCCUCCUCCGACGGCUAUACCACAGGCCAGCGAGACCACGUUCCCACCAACAUUGAUUCAGAAGACCUUCGACGGCAAACUUUUCGUUACAUACCAGUGUGGAGUAUGCGGUUCGAAAAGUACCAACCUUGACGCGUUCCGAUCGUUCGAAUUGUCCUUUCCAGAGCCGACCAACAUGUCAAAUUACACUGUACAGAAGCUGCUGGACUUUUAUUGUUCCUCCGAGAAGCUGAUAGGCGAUAACCAAUACUACUGUGAUAACUGCAAGCAACUGUGCGAUGGAGAGCGAUCGAUUCGGAUCAUAAAAUCGCCGAAAAAUUUGAUUCUGACGCUCAAACACUUUCAGUAUGACCAACAGAGACACACCCGGGCAAAGUUGAUGAACAAGGUGUUGCACGACGAGAUAAUUUCGCUGCGAGUCGUUCCGGAGCUGGAACCGGCCUCGAUCGUACGUUAUUCGCUUUACGCUGCAGUCGUGCAUGCGGGCACCAGCAUGGACUCUGGACACUACUACACCUAUGCACAAGACAAGCCCGACUGUUGGUACAAGUUCAACGAUAAUUUCGUCACCAAAGUUUCCGUGGACGAACUUCACACACUGGCCAGCCCAAACACACCGUACAUACUGUUUUAUCAGUUGAUUCCUACUGCUGGCGGUGGCAUAAAUUCCAACAGUUUGGAUUUGGACGAUGAUAUGGAGCCGAGCGUAAGUCUUGGAACAGCUGGUACGGAUUGUCAGCUCCCAGAACUAGAAGAUCUUCCACUGCAUUUACGUGAAAUCGUUCAUGGUGAUAAUCAAUCGUACAAUGAAGAAAUCCGGAGUGAAAGCCGCAAGAAAAUUCAACAACGGGCACUUGGCAUCAACAAGUUUGUGCUACCCAGGAACCACGAUUCGGACAAGGACGAUCCACCUCCAAGCUCGUGCGGUGGCAGUUCGGUCGAUUAUAGUAAUCGCUUUAUCUACUAGUGGAAUACUUCACGAUCAGAAGAGUAUUUAAGCGUUUUGAAAAUGUACUACUUUGCAGUCGUUCAACAAAGAUUCAGAUGGUAAAUAAACUUUUGAAAAAAA